AUGAUUUCCGAGUGGCGUCUGGCUACAGCGACAAGCUCGAACUCCAACCUCAAUGCCUAUGAAAUUUCUGAUGAUCUCAGUCGGCGACAGAUACAGGUUUUGGAACGGAGAUAUGGAGGAAGGCUUCGCGCUCAUGCAGCUGCUACUCGGAUACAGCGAGCUUUUCGACAGUACCGGUUACAGCAACAGUGGCGUCGUUUGGUAGUACCGAUACAGACACCGGAAACUUACAGGGUACGCUACGUUCAGAAUCCGCAUUGGCAAAGAUGCGAACAUCCGGAACGAGGCAUGUCGCUGUGUAGCGAGCGAUGUUUACAGUCUUCAAGCGAACUAAAUCGUCGUAGCCGACAACAAUACUGCUUGAUUAGUCCACCACACCAGAAUGCCAGAUUUACGAGGUAUCAUCCAGCAAUUAGUUUAUCGGCACAGCUGCAUGCAAGUCGAUCGCAAGAAAGGUGCCUCCUCCAAAAUCAAACUCCAGAGCCAAGUUCAGCCUGGUUUGUUGCUCAAGAAGCGUCACGUCGGAUGCCUUUAGAAUUGAUGUCUCCUAGGCUUUUGCAUCGAAGACUCGUCACUGAUAUUCCUCAACCAUCUCGUAAUGUAUGGGUUCCUCGUUCAUUAUUAUCAUCUUCUCGAUCCUGUCACACCAACUCGCUGCCUCGUCUUGAUUGUCGCUCGCAACAGAAUUCAUCUAAUUCUACUGAUAGUGGACGUACGCAGUUAAUUUCGGAGCAACAAAGACGAAGGCAGUAUCGGAUAGCCCUAAAUUUUUUUAACAAAAAGCCUUCGAGAGGGAUUCAAUUUCUAGUAAAUUGGGGCUUUGUUGAACAUACUCCAGAAGCUGUCGCAAAACUUUUAAUUGGCCGUCGUGGCUUAAGUAAACAAAUGAUUGGAGAGUAUUUGGGCAAUUUACACGACCCUUUUUCGUCAUCGGUCUUGGAACAUUUUAUCAAUGAAAUUAAUCUUCAUAACAUGGAGAUUGAUGUUGCUCUUCGACAUGCACUUGGAUUCUUUCGUCUACCUGGGGAAGCUCAAAAAAUCGAUCGUAUUAUGCAAGUCUUUUCUCAAAGGUAUGCUGCAUGCAAUCCGAAUUGUGUGGCCUUAUUUCAUGGUGCCGAUACUGUAUACAUUUUGUCAUUUGCAAUUAUUAUGCUCAAUACGGACCUGCAUUCACCAAAUAUUAGGCCAUCAAGAAGGAUGAAAUUGGAAGAUUUUAUAAAAAAUCUUCGUGGAAUUGAUGCCGGUUUUGACAUUGAUAGAAACUUGUUGAUAGGUAUUUAUGAAAGGAUCAAGGAAAAAGAAUUUCGUUCAGGCUCUGAUCAUGUCACGCAGGUCAUGAAAGUUGACCAAAGUAUUGUCGGCAAAGAAAAACCGAAGUUGGUGGAACCGUAUCGACGGCUAGUAUGUUACUGUAGACUGAAUCAGAUAUCUGACCGCAUUAAACGACAAGCUUCUAAUGCCCACCAACGAGAAGUUUUCCUUUUCAACGAUUUAAUGUUGGUCGCUAAAACUGCAAGUAAAAAGAAGUCUUGUUCCCAGUAUCUCUUACGUUCGUGGUCUAGUUUACUUGGUAUGCGUGUUAGAUUCUUUGAAUCAAAUUACUAUCACUAUGGAAUCUCGCUUGUUUAUCCUGAUGGGGAAGAACUUCUUCUGCACGCAAAAAAUGAUGAUGAUAGACAUCGCUUUGUUGCUGAUGUAAGGGAAUCAAUUGCCGAAUGCACAGAAAUGGAAGCCAUUCGGAUUGAAGUUGAACUUGAUAAGCACUCAGGUUUAGACCGAAGUGAAAGUCAGCGAGAUUCUGGCUUACCUGAUAUUGAUGCGCAGAACGGUAGUUCUAUAUCAAAUGGCUCGACUUCAUCUCAUCAUUUACCUCAGUCUAUGCACCGGCUUAGUUUAAACUCCUUGGACAGUGGGGUUAUUGAAGGUACUUGCGAUCUUCCUGCUUCAUAG
Molecule: messenger RNA, 1950 nt
Organism: Enterobius vermicularis (human pinworm)
Lineage: Eukaryota; Metazoa; Nematoda; Chromadorea; Rhabditida; Oxyuridae
Source: the annotation of a GenBank genome assembly